UGCUAAUCGGAUCCUCGGUCGGGGAUAAAGUUAAGAAAGUCUUCCGUCGAAAGGAGGGCGGAGUCGAGGACUCCUGAUUUCUCAAGCAAUCUCCAUUGCAGCGUUAGAGAAAUGGCGGAGAGAGAAGUAGAAGGAGAAGAGGUGGAGAUUACUCUGAAAACCAUCGGACCUGCUCCGCCCUCUCGUCUUCGUCUCCCUUCUCACAUCAAAGUGCAUGAAUUGAGAAAACGUAUUGCUGCGGAUAGACGGCUACCGGUGGAACAUUUGAAGCUUGUCUUGAAAGGGGAAGUGUUGUGCGACAUGAAAUAUGGGGACGAAAUGUACGUUAGACUAAAAAGUGGAGAUUCGCUGAUGGUAGCUGUCGCACCAAAGCCACCCGCUAAAAGUAUUCGAGAUGGCUACGACGAUGACGAUGACGAUGAUCUGAAGUUCCGUAUUCCCCAGUCAGCAAGUCAGUGGAAGAGGAGGCUUUUCUCUUUUCUCCAAGAAAAAAUGAGGCUCCCUGAUAUGCUGUUGAUGGCAAUUUUCUCUAUCAGUCUAAAGGCAUGGGCAGUAAUUGCUCUAUGGUUUAUGCUGGCACCUGUUGCUCACAGAUUGGAUUUAGGACCAAUUUUUAUUCUUGGGACCGGGUUUGCUAUUAUACUAACAAAUCUUGGACAGCGGCGACAAGGUGAUACCAGAAUAUUUCUUGCGAUGAUGUGGAUCUGGGGUGAUGCCUAUGACAUUUCUCGAGGGCUGGGCAUAACUCGAUGCGAUAGGCUAACGCCAUCAGCGCAUAUUCGAUCUUCAAUGAUGAUUUCAGAGAGCUUCCCGGCACACUCAAUGCGGAUCGUCUUGAUAGGGACAUAAGGGCGGGUCAGCUUUGAUCAGUCUAAUCAUAGUUGAUAGCUGGCUUGUGCAUAAAACAAUGACAGUCUUGGAUUAUCUGCCUGUUGUGCGCCUUCUUGAAAGGCAUCUUUUUCUUCUUUUUUACUUGUUUCUACCGUUUCACACAACGCAUUUACGUGAAUCGGUCCAAUGUAAAAUUGCAAGUCUUUUUCUGUAAGAUUUGAGGGAAAUAUAGACCGGACAUGGGUGUUUUUUCA
This is a messenger RNA of Magnolia sinica, 1085 nucleotides long. RefSeq lists its product as uncharacterized. The transcript has 8 exons. NCBI's taxonomy places the organism in Eukaryota, Viridiplantae, Streptophyta, Magnoliopsida, Magnoliales, Magnoliaceae. The record is from RefSeq and is a predicted model, not a curated record. Gene Ontology annotation, molecular function: protein binding. The coding region runs from base 112 to 849 and encodes 245 amino acids.